Molecule: messenger RNA, 2069 nt
Organism: Tuber aestivum (summer truffle)
Lineage: Eukaryota; Fungi; Ascomycota; Pezizomycetes; Pezizales; Tuberaceae
Source: the annotation of a GenBank genome assembly
GCGACUGGCUCGCCACCUAAAUUCAACUUUCCAAAAGCAGUCACCGUGAUGAGCCAACUCUUCCCCUCCUAUCGGGCUAUGAUAUUGGCCAGAAAUCUAGUCAAGGGUUACUUCUGAAUGCAUCGAUAAUGAUAUAAAGACGUGAUGAUUGCCCCAACCACCCUUCCUACCCCCAUCCUCCACGGUUCUGCCCAGUCCGGCCAUUAUUAGCGAUCCCCUUAUUCUCUCCUUCCAAUCUCAAGGGCUCUUCUUCUGUCCUUUCUCACCGAUGGUUAAGUUAUCUUCCUUCAUCAGCCUUUUCGGGCUCGCUACUUCGGUGCUGGCCGCCGACAGUGAAGCUUGGAAGACGAGGUCUAUCUACUUUGUAAGCUUUCCCCAAAAUAUCUUUCACCGGUUAUCUUUCCAUCCUUUGGGAGCGAUCCUCUCGCAAACGUCGCAGCCGCAGGAAGCCAGGAGCAUGGGCAAUUGGGGAGUUUUUGUUUUUUUCUGUUCUUUCUUUGACCGCAAUUUUAACCACUUGGGCUGUGGUUGGUUACUAGGUUCUUACCGAUAGAUUCGCGAGGACUGAUGGCGGCACAAAUGCCUGUUCAAACUUGGGCAAUUACUGUGGUGGGACGUGGAAGGGGAUGCAAAACCAGCUAGGCUACAUCCAGAGACUCGGGUUCGAUGCCAUCUGGAUCACCCCAAUCGUCAGCGGUAUGCACCCAUUCCACCCCAGCGGAAAUUAAAAAUCAAGACACAAUUGAGAUAAUUGGAAUGUGGUACCGUACCGUACAACUGAAUAUUCACAGCUAACGGUGAUUAUCCCUGUUAUCACAGACACUGACGGCGGUUACCACGGCUACUGGGCCAAAGACAUCUACUCCGUCAACACGAAUUACGGUUCCGCAGACGAUCUCAAAUCCCUCAUCAGGGCGGCCCAUGCAAAGGGAAUGUACGUAAUGGUGGACAUCGUAGCCAAUCACAUGGGUGCGGGGGACAUCACGACCUUCAAUCCUUUCAACACAAGCUCCUACUACCACAGCAGCUGCAGCAUCGAAGACUACAACGAUCAAGCGGAGGUAGAGCAGUGCCAGAUCGCGGGACUCCCGGACCUCAAGACGGAGGACAGCACGGUGCGCAACCUGCUCUACGACUGGAUCAGGAACCUAGUGUCCGAGUACUCCUUCGACGGACUACGCCUGGACACGGUGAAGCACGUGGAGAAGGACUUCUGGUCCGGAUUCACCAGUGCUGGCGGCGUGCACUCCAUGGGGGAAGUUUUCAAUGGCGACCCGGCUUACGUCGGCCCUUACCAGUAUUACAUGUCCGCGGUCGUCAACUUCCCCAUGUACUACUCCAUCAACGACUGCUACGCGCGCAAAUACGGUUUCUCGAACCUCGUCAGUCAGCACGACAAGGUCGGCUCCGCCUUCCCCCGUCCGGAGCUCCUGGGAACAUUCUUGGACAACCAUGACGUUCAGCGCUUCCUGAGCAUCAACAGUGAUUGGACCCUUCUCAAGAACGCUCUCGCCUACACAAUGCUCGCCCGCGGUGUCCCAAUCUUGUACGGUGGCACGGAACAAGCGUACGGUGGUGGGAACGACCCCGCUAACAGGGAAGAUCUCUGGAGGAGCGGGUACAAUACUGAUGGCGACAUCUACACCUUCAUCCAGAGACUUAUGGCGGUGAAGAGGGCUUCCGGUGGACUGGGUGGUAAUGACCAUGUUCAUUUGUACACCACCGAUGACUGCUAUGCUUUUAGCAGGGCUGGCGGCGAUGUUGUAGUCGUCACUACCAAUGGUGGGAGUGGCACCAACAGAACUUACUGCUUCAACACGCCAAAGACGCAGGGGACUAUAUACACCAGUGGUCUCGGGUCGGCUGCUUACACUGUUGGCACUAAUGGCGAGAUCUGUGUGUCCAUUUCGAAUGGGCAGCCAGAGGUCCUUUUGUCUUUAUGUCUGCCUUCCCCCUAUCUUUCCUUAUCACGCACACGAACACUGACUGUCCCAGAAUACUCGUCCAAAAUAGCGGCACGACCAACGGGAAAGGCACCCUCCUUCUUAAUCUCUUCGCUUAAUGUAUGA